Molecule: messenger RNA, 1281 nt
Organism: Caenorhabditis auriculariae
Lineage: Eukaryota; Metazoa; Nematoda; Chromadorea; Rhabditida; Rhabditidae
Source: the annotation of a GenBank genome assembly
AUGCCGGAAGCGUGCGCCGACCUCGUCAGAACCGCUGCUGGAAACGGUCAUUUGCUUGUCCGGAAGAAGAUUUCCACCUUCAAUGGCCUUGUCCAGAAGCAUCUGGUUUGUCUUGAGCUUCUAAAAUCUUUUUGAAUCUUGGAAAAAUGUUGAGAACCAAGAAAGUUAUAGUGAAACAUGUAAAAUUUCACUUAUAUUUGUUUAAAGUCAAAAAAGGGCAAAAUUGAGCCAGUUUUAAAAACUUUCGUAUGGUUUCCUUGUCACGUACUUACAGCUUUUGAGAUUUUUUGGAUCUUGAAAAAAAGCCGAUUUUUUACUUUUGAGAUAAAAUUAAUCAGGAAUACGUUUUUAUUUUUCAGCACCCUGUUGUGGGAGAUCCGAUGCCCGUCUUGCUGGCUGAUCUCGAAGCCUUCUGGGUCACAAUCGACAUGGAGUUGACCGGCAUCAACAAGCAGUUCGAGAAGGUCCUGAAAAAAAAACAGACUUUAAUUGACAACUUUGAUGAUCUAUGCAUCUUCUACAAGGUGGCUUAUGAUGGAGAUUUCAGAUCGAACAAUAUCGAAAAGCUGGAUGGAACAUGGAGGCUGUCGAGGAGACGACGUCGACCGAGACUACGCCGAAGGCUUCGACGGCGGCGCCGCCAGUCCCGAAAAAGUCCCGACUUCCGACGAAAAAGUCCCCGGCUCUGUCCGCCGAAGCCCAGGAGAAGCUCGACAAGCAGGUACUUGAGGGGUUUUAUAUUUUCAAGGGUUAUUUUUGAUUAGAAAGGUUCCUACUGGGGAAUAUUUUUUUUUUUGAAUGUUAGAGGUUCACUACAGGUUUCGCCUCUGAAUGUCUGGAUAAGAAUUUUAAUUUUUUUUUUCGAGUACAUGAAAAAAUUUGAGGCUUAUAACAAAAAUCAAAUGAAAAGUUCCAGUUUUCAAUUUGUAGGAUAAAAAUUAUUUUAUCAGUUUUUUUCUAACUCAAUUUGUUCAAAAAUUAGCGAAUCGUAGAAAUGAGCUAGUAAUUAUGAUCGUGGAACCAAAAUAAGCUCCAUGUGGAAUUUUAAAAAGAGCAAAUUCAUUUGAAUUUAUGCGGGGGUCCGAACUUGUGACCUUUGGACUCAUAGCCAAGGAUACAACCGACUAGACUACGACGCUACCAUCAAUCUCUUCAUCUUUAUAUCUUCAGAGAGCUCUCGCGAACGAACGCCGAGCCAAGGCGAUGGCCGAGAUGAGGGCUCGCGGGAAACAACAGCAGAAGACGUCCGUCGAACCCGCCGCGGCGGACAUCGAAUGCUGA